Pyricularia pennisetigena is the source of this 1593-nucleotide messenger RNA. RefSeq lists its product as uncharacterized. Lineage: Eukaryota; Fungi; Ascomycota; Sordariomycetes; Magnaporthales; Pyriculariaceae. Gene Ontology annotation, molecular function: carbohydrate:proton symporter activity. The record is from RefSeq and is a predicted model, not a curated record. Gene Ontology annotation, biological process: carbohydrate transport; transmembrane transport. The transcript has 5 exons. Bases 1 to 1593 code for a protein of 530 amino acids. Gene Ontology annotation, cellular component: membrane.
AUGUCCUCGGCCACCGAAAAGUCGGUCGGCCACGAGCUGGCCAAGGUCCUGCCAGAUGAUGGCAUCCCGUGGUGGAAGAAGCCGCAUUUGAUCAAGCUCAACGGCUGCAUCUUCUUCCUCAUGUUCUUUACGAGCUCUAAUGGGUUUGAUGGCUCCAUCAUGAAUGGCUACCUGGCGCUGCCACAAUGGCGUGCCUUUAUGCACAACCCCCAGGGCGCCUGGCUCGGGUUCAUCAACGCCAUCUACUCCCUCGGUGCGGUCGUCGCCUUCCCCUUGGCAGCCAUGGUCUGCAACCGCUGGGGUCGCAAGAUCGGGCUUUGGCUCAGCAUCCUCGCUGCCUGCGUCGGAACCGCCGUGCAGACCGCAGCCCAGGACGACAAGAGCUUCAUCAUCGCGCGCUUCAUCAUGGGCAUAUCGCAGGGCCUCUCGAUCGGAGCGCCUCUGCUCAUUGCCGAGAACGCAUUCCCGACGCACCGCGGCAUCGCGUCGAGCUGCUACAACUGCGGCUGGUACGUGGGCGCCGUCAUCGCCGCCUGGGCCACCUUUGGCACCCGCAACAUGGAAGGCGAUGCGAGCUGGCGCAUCCCGUCGGGCUUGAUGGCCCUUCUCCCGGUCCUCAUCACGCCCGCGCUCUACUUUAUCGACGAGAGUCCGCGUUGGCUUGUCAGCGUCGGGCGUGCCGAGGAGGCGCGUGCCAACCUGGCCAGGUCGCACGUCGGAGGUGACAUUCACCAUCCGCUCAUCGCCUUUGAGAUGUCUGAGAUCGAGGAGACCAUCAGGGCCGAGCAGGCCGCCAAGGAGACCACGUCCUGGGCCGACCUGUGGGCGACCAAGGGCAACAGGCACCGGCUGUGGAUCACCAUCACGCUCGGCUUCUACGCCCAAUGGGUCGGCAACGGCGUCAUCAGCUACUACCUCGCCCUUGUGCUGCAGAACGUCGGCAUCACCGGCGUCACGGAGCAGACCCUCAUCUCUGCUUGUCUUCAGAUCUGGAACCUGAUCUUUGCCACCUUGGCGGCCUUGUCGGUGGACAGGGUUGGCAGGAAGUUCCUGUUUAUGCUCUCGGGAUCCAUUAUGCUCGUGUCCUACAUUACCAUCACUGGAUUGUCUGGGUCCUUUGCCGAAACGGGCCAUGGGCCGACCGGUCUGGCAGUCGUUCCGUUCCUAUUCAUCUACUUCCUCGGCUACGAUGUCGCAUUGACGCCACUUGUCAUCUCGUACACCGUCGAGAUCUGGCCAUACCAGCUUCGAGCCAGGGGUCUUGCCGUUUGCUCCUCGGUAACCCUGGCCGCCAUCUUCUUCAACACCUUUGUCAACCCCCUCGCACUCGACGCCAUCGGCUGGAAAUACUACUUUGUGUUCCUCGCCAUCCUUAUCAUGAUGAUUGUCGACGUGUGGUUGACCUACCCCGAGACGCGGGGCCGCACGCUCGAGAAUAUUGCUUGGCUGUUUGAUGGCGAGGAAGCCCAUGUCGGCAUCGUCACUGCCGACCAGACACUCAAGAACACCGAGUCGUCCGAGGCCGAGCCCAGGGUUGCCGAGUUUGAGGACGUCAAGUCCCAACAUGGCGCGGAUAGCGAGAAGAAGGUUUGA